This is a messenger RNA of Dufourea novaeangliae, 5293 nucleotides long. RefSeq lists its product as uncharacterized. The record is from RefSeq and is a predicted model, not a curated record. Gene Ontology annotation, molecular function: protein binding. The coding region runs from base 26 to 4906 and encodes 1626 amino acids. The transcript has 17 exons. Lineage: Eukaryota; Metazoa; Arthropoda; Insecta; Hymenoptera; Halictidae. Gene Ontology annotation, cellular component: cytoskeleton.
UAUUAAAAAUGUUGCUUCAGGAUUUAUGGAGUUUAAUAUGGUGAUUUCUUUGUUGUACAGGAUGCAGACCGACCUGAGCGCGGGACCUGGUCUUGCUGUUGUGGCGGGGGAUGUCCUUUCUCUGCGAGGAACAGGAUUAGCCGCUGCCGAAACAUGGGCUCUCCUAUGCCAGGCUGCCCAGGCCCUCCAAGACCUUUUCCUUUCAAAUGGCGGCGUAGUUGGUGGUUCGAGAGCUGGCCCGGUGGUGACUCUUCACACGUUAGAAUUGACACCACGCGGUAGAGUUUUACUGCGACUUGCACCACCCGAGACUGCUCGAGCGUAUCUGCCGCCUGAAUAUCGACCGGGUCGUGUAUAUUCGGACACCGAUUCGGAAAAGAUGUGGAUGUACUCGUUGGGAAGAGCAUUAUUGGACACGACCCCGAGAGUCGCGGCGCUGACGGGAACGGUUUCCGUUUCACCCUCGUCCGCGCUGCAGUCCGUUUUAGCUGCCAUGACGGAACCCGAUCCCCGAAGACGAGCGUCCUUGAUGAAUCUUCUGGACGUGAUAUCAGAGUACUGUCGGACUCGUUUGCCGUCGAAACCCUUCACUCACAUAGUAAUGGACAUGCACCGUGAAGUAGUCAAGUCACCUCACUACGUGGCCCGGAGGCGCAUAGUCUACCAGCACUUGAAUCCACCGCCGCCUCCACGGAACCCCGUCGAGAGGCCAGAACAAAAUCGUCGUCAGAGUAAUUAUCCUCAUCAUCACCAACGACCCCCGCACCAUCUCGAUCCGCUCCAAUUAGUGCAGAGCCAGACAACAGGUCGUCAUCAGCAUCAGGACCGACCGUAUCAUUCGGCUAAUCAGUUCGUUCCUCCUCCCCGGCAGACUCAACAGGAUCGACUACAUCGAUCCCCGAGUCAGUUUCAGUUACACCAGCAGCAACACCAGGACCACCCGCAGCAACCCCAGAUACCCAAAGCUCAUCACUUUCCGCAUCAUCAUCCGGCGAAGGGUGCUCUUUUCAAACUGCAGUCUCAAAACUCUCACUCGCAUCCGAACCUGACGAGUCUCUGUGGCCAACAAUCGCAACAGAAUCGACGUCAAGACGUGAAUUCGGAGGAUCACAGGACGCAGUUUCAAUCGCAGCUAAACGUGCAAGCGAGCGCACAUCAGGUCGGACCCACGAUUCAUCAUCAACGACGCCAUCAUCACUCCAGAACGUAUUCUCAACCGAUCUACACAAGACUGCAGCACACUCGAAGUAGCGGCAAUUUACCGACGACGAUCGUCGCCGAAAACAAUCCCGGGGGGAACGUGUAUAGCGAUCCUAUUUACGCGCUGCCUGUUAAACCCUUCCUGAGCUCGCAAGACGUCAGGGUGAACGGACUGUCUGUCAAGCCAUCUGUCGGUCAUAACGAGGAUGUUUACGCAGGCACGACGAUAGCGAGGCGACCAUCUGCCGCUGGUUAUUCUCAUCCAAACAUAGCAACGUCGUCGACAGAUCGCGUACGAGACGAGGUUUACGGUAAAUCAACGGGACGAACGCAUCCCCCAUUGCAGAGGCAAUGCUCGAAUCCUCAGCUGCCCAACAGGGAUCAACAAGAGGAGGAUUUCAAGCGGCCCAGGGAGCAGAAGUUCGUGACGGCCGAUCACAGAUAUCUGGCCGCGAGAGGAAAAGAGGAACAACAGGCAGAUCAACAACAAAAUCCAGUGUCUUCCAUGAGAGUCAGGAGUGUUCAAGGUCCACCGAAACCACCCCGAAUAAUCACCACCCUGAAAAAGGUCCCGUUCUCCGACGUGGAAAGCAGCAAAUCGGAACCACCGGCGAAACCACCGAGAAAUCUCGUGAAGAAUGGACCCAGAGCCCGGCGCGGCAAAGCGGUUCAAAGGGCGCCUUCCCGCCUUUAUAGAACAGUGGGCGGACCCAUGAGGUCAUUCAACAAAGCGCAGUGCGUUGGACCUGAAUUCGUGGUGCGUGCCAAUCAGCCACCAAAGAUGUUAUGUGUCGGUCAAGCGAAGGCUGGUGGUUGCGGACGGAUAGUCGUGAUAAUGUUGACUGGUCAACGACUGGAAGUGACUUGUGAUCCUCAAAAAGUUACAGCGGGAGACUUAUUUCAGGCUAUCGUGCAAGCCGAGAGCCUCGACGAGAACUUCACCCUCGGUCUAGCCGUCCUGUUGGCUGGUGAUUUCGCAAUUUUACCCCCUGAAACUAAAUUGAAUAAAGUCGCACCACCGGGAUGGCUGAGCAGUGGCAAGAAUAAAGGUCUCCUGGGACUUCCGACUAGUUUUAUGCUGUACUUGAGACUUAGGUUCUUUCUACCCUCUCUUCGGGGCAUAAGGAGUUGGAUAUCGAAGCAUCUACUGUAUUUACAAAUACGAAGGUGUAUAUUGGAGCAACAGCUGGUGUGUCCGUGCCCGGAGUUAAUUAAUCUGACUGGACUAGCUCUUCAGGCCGAAUUCGGAAAUUACAACAUGAACGAGCACGGGUGCGGCGAUUAUUUCCUCUUGGAGCACUACGUUCCCGAGUCAUUGAUCCUGAACAUAGAUCAGCAUCAAUCGCAGACGAACAACAGUGGUACAGACGCCCUCCGUGCCCGGCUCCAUCAAGCUCACCGGGACCGACGUGGCCUCGACUCGAACAAAGCCGAGGAGAUGUUCAUAACUCACGCGCAAACGCUCGCGGAUUACGGGUCGCACUAUUACAUCGCCACCGUGGACUCGAAGGAAUUAGAGAAAGUGAUGGCGCAGCAACGUAGGAGGAACGCGAGCAGCGAUCGAAACACGUCUGACAGGCUGCUCGAAGGCGCGGAGAGUAAUUACAGCGGGGACAGGUCCCGAGAGUAUCCUAUUCGCGGCAGGAUCGAGAUCACGCGAUUAGGAUCCUGCGAGAACCUACCCAAGAUCCCUUACAGCGGGGACGAAAUGAAAACACCACCGGGUCUGACGAAGAGCGCCACUUCGGGCGACAUUUACGGCGGUAGCCAGAAGUCCAAGAACCGUCUCGAGACUUGUAACAACAAUAAUAAUAUUAAUAAUAACAUGAAUCACGGGAGCAAGAAUGGUAAGACGGAGAAGAGCAAAAAGAAAACGGAGAGCAAUGUCUGGCUGGCUAUCCACGCGCAGGGAUUGAAGCUGUUCGAAAGAGGCGGCGAACCGAGAGAAAGGAUCGAGCUGGCGCAGUUUCAGUGGAAAGACAUUCAGACGUUGAGCUACAGCAAAAGUUGCCUGGUCGUUUACAGCAAAGUGAAUGGAAAACGGUGCAAGUUUAAGCUCAGAAUGGACCAUCGAAAAAGUUACUUCGCUUUCAAGCUAACCUCCCUGCACCAUCAGUUCUUCUUGAGGCUUCGUUCUGAACUUACGUCGCUUCAAGGACUGGCUAAAGAAUUUGGAGUUCCUACGACGUUGGAACCGAAAGCCUCACCGUCAAAGACGAAAUCCCACGACGGCAAAACCAAGAUAGCCAUAGCAAACACCGUGAAGAAUGCGCAACUGAGACCGAGUUAUCCGAUGCAACUCGAAGAAUUCCAGAACAAGGAGAACGAGAAUCCCGCGAAGGAUGCUAACGCGCUAUCAAAGCCGAAGGAUCCGCUUCGCGAGCCCGGUCCUUGUUCGUUCGAAGAGGACGCGCUUUACGCGCAGGUGAACGUUCGAUUGGAACCGGAAGGCGAGUCCCGUGACACGGAGGACGAAUCCGAGCGAAGUUUAACGACUCCCAACGAGCCGCUUUCGUUGGACGCGAACGGAAUGAAAACCAACGGACAACUUUACAGCUGUCCCCGGAUCGACCUGGCUACGGACACGGAAUUCGGUUAUUCAUUGCCGAAAAUUAUGUCCUCGAACGACGUUGGUCAGUUAGAGAAACCAGAGAAUCCUGAGGAGCUGUAUGCUGCGAUCAACAAAGUUGGAAUCACGCGAAAGGUGGACUUUCCGGUACCGGAGGAAGUGUGGGACGUGACGGACGUGAAGAAGUCGAUACACAAGAUGAAGACCUCGAGUUUACCGAAUUACGGAACACCCAGACAAUCGGGCGGUUACCGCACACCCAGUUUACCACGGCGUCUGGGGGUGAAAAUGGGUACACGAGCGAUCUACAGCAGUCUCGUACAGAAAGACACCGCUCUUACCGACGACAUGGAGUCACUCUCGCUAAAAUCCGACACGGAGUCGUCGAUUCACUCCUUAUCCGGUCGGUCCACGGAAUCUCCUCUACCGGAAGCAUAUGUGCUCAACGCUGACAUCCGUACAGACGACGAGACAUUCCACGUUACCGAGAACGAGUCGAUGUCCGUUUCGUUGGCGGCGCGUCUCGAGGAGUUGUCCUUCGCCGAGGAACGAAUUCUGCAGACGAUUAAAUUGGAAAGGGGUCACGGCGGCAGUAUAGGGUUGCAAGUAACAGAGGGUAACGACGGUGGCGUUUACGUUCAAGCGGUGUCUGUCGGAGGGUCGGCCGAUAUGGCCGGGAACGUGAACAAAGGCGAUCGUAUCGUGGCGAUAAAUGGGCAAAAUUUAUUACACCUCCGUUACGAGGACGCUCUGAAGAUGCUGCAAAGCUCGUCCGACACGAUCGAGCUGGUCCUCUCUCAACCUACCUCUCGCAAAAACGCUAUCUCCGGGCAGAAUCACGAACAAGCCACUGUGGAAAACAAUUAUUUGAACGAUAUCAGAUUCGAAGUGUCCUCGGAAGCAGAUACGUCGAGUGUGACGAACAAAUGGCUCGUUCAAAGGACCACCGAUGGCGCAUCGGUUCAAAACACUUCGAGCGCGUACAGCAGUGCCGCAUCCAGCGCAAUGGGCAAUCAUAAUGCAAACAGCCUGUACAUGGGCGAUCUCGUCGAUAACGGCGCACUUAAGUCCGCCAGUAUAUUGCUGAAUAUAGAGGACUUCGACGUCAGCAGAACGAGCCGCCAAGUCUUUAUUUAAUCGACCAUAUGCUAAAUCGCGCAGAAUCAGCAAGCACUCCGCCGGUUCCGCCAAGACGCAAAAAGCGCAAAGCAAAGUUCACCGGGACCGUAAAAUCUCCGCAAGGAACGUCACCGACGAGUCUCAACAGACCAGACAGAAAGCGUCUGGCACCGCCGCCGCCGCCGCCGCGAGCGACCCGAAAAGUUAAAUCCCACGCUGCUAAGGAUCACCGAGAAGAAACGAUUUCAAAAAGUCGGACAGCCGAAGAGGCAGAAGAAACUUUGAACAGUCGAAGUUCCACCGAACUGGGGCUGUCUCCGCAGCCUUUGUCCCUGCAGUUUGACGACGUCGACCUAAUACCAACCGAACAAACGAAUGCAACUGACAAAAAUGACAACCACAAUG